UUUCGAAGAACCGACGGCAUCAUUGUGAAUUUGCUCUGCUCAAACCAGCAUAGAUUUGCCAAGAUGGGUCGUCGAUCAAUAAAUACCACGAAAAGUGGGAAAUAUAUGAAUCCCACUGAUCAAGCGCGAAAGGAAGCAAGGAAGCGAGAACUGAAAAAGAACAAGAAGCAGCGCAUGAUGGUUCGCAGCGCCGUCCUGAAGACCAAAGAUCCCAGAGCCAUCUUCUUUGAUAUGGAAGCCCUGGACGAGCUGGAGCUCAACCCUGAAUCAGUGACCGAGCUAAAUGAGAAGGUCAUCAAGGACAAGAGGAAGAAACUCAAAGAGACCCUGGAAAGAGUUCUCAAACUCUAUAGAAAGGAAGAUCCGGACAUGUACGUUGAGUUCAAGGCCAUGGAGGUCGACUACGAAAAGAAGAGAGCCGAAAAGCUCAGGAAAUUUGAGGCCAUCCGAGAUGCAAGACAGGUGAACGUAGAAUCAAUCCCACUUCCAGACACUCCAGAUGUUCCAUCACUGAUCCCUUUGCCUCAAGAUAUUCCUCUGCCUGGAGCCCAGCCACCUUCUAUACUCAAAAGGACAUCCUCCUACGGAAUCCCCAUGCCUCCUCCCGGCCCCCCUCCUGGCCCCCCACCAAGCCUCUUCCCAGGGCUGCCACCUGGCAAGAAGCCACCGGGUGCCCCACCGGGUCUGCCACCCUACGCAACCACUCCUUACGCGCCGAGAUCACCCCCGAGGGUUUCCUUCGCAGGCGUGGGGCCGGAAGAGGACAACGAAGCUUACAACCCUGAAGAAGAUGUAUCGGACAUGGAGGAUGAGGAGAACAUGGACGAUGCCUCAUCGACAUCGUCGUCGUCAGGCAGCGAGGAUGGAGGAGACGAGGAUAACACCGACAGAGAGGACGAUGAAGACGAGAGAGAGAUGAACACUCAGGACUUGGAUAUCAGGCAAAGAGAAGGAGAAGGGGCAGGGCAUCCUAAGGGAGAAAAGAGGAGGAAAGAAGGCAGACUGCCACCUGGAAUGACUGCACUGCAAGCCGCAAUGCUGAGGAUGGCUGGCCAGGAGGUGCCUAUGGUGGAAGACGACGAAGAAGAUGACGAGGAAGAAGACGAGGUGGAGGCGGAAAAAGAGGCCGAAAAGGAGGAAGAUAAGCAACCCCAGAGGAGCAUGAUGGCCCCUGUGGGCGUGUUGCCACCACGCCCCCUUCAAGGGAUACCACAAGGUCCCCCAACUGUGAACCCCCCAAGUGCACCCCCAGGCCCCCCUCCGGGCCCUCCAGCUCGUCCCCCUCCAGGGCCACCGCCGGGCUUCCCCCUGCCCAACUUUGUCAGGCCGCCCAUGGUGCCACCGCGGGGCAUGCCGCCCAGAAUGCCACCACCUGGGCCACCACCCGGCAGGCCCCGCGCCCCACCUCCAGGCCCACCACCGGGCGUUCCUCCUCCGUUGUUGCGAGCGGGGCUGCCCCCGCAGCGCCUCCCUCCGCCGCCACCACCGGGCGUGGGCCCUCCGCCGCGGUUGAUGCCGCCCAGGAUGCGCCCCCCAGCCCCGGGGAUGCAACAGCAGCAGGAGAACCCCAACGUCCUCAGUGCUCCUCCCAGCAUCCACAAGCUGCCCAUCAAGCCGGACGACCACCUGGCUGACAAGAAGUCCUCGGCGACCAUUGAGGCCAAACCGCAGAUCCGCAACCUCCAGGCCGACGUGACCCGCUUCAUGCCCACAUCCCUGAGAGUCAAGAGAGACAAAGGAAAGGCCAAGGGACUGAAAACUGGGGCAGGUGCAGACGAGGACAUGAUCAAGUCUGUGCCUGUGCCUAAGGCUCAACCGACAGUUGCCACGGCAACCAAGGAUGACGCUUAUGAUCAAUUCAUGAAAGAGAUGUCUGGGUUGAUGUCUGGACCACAGGGAGAGGAAACAUAACUGUGUCUGUGCCCGUGCCUAAGGCUCAACCGACAGUUGCCACGGCAACCAUUGCCAAGGAUGAUGCUUACGAUCAAUGCUUGAAGGAGAUGUCUGGGUUGAUGUCUGGACCACAGGGAGAGGAGACAUAACAAUGUAUGGGAUUAUAAUUGUAUACCUCCCUAAUGCUUUUUUAUCACAUCGUUUUCCGAUGCUUUCGGAGCAAGUUGACAGCACGUCAGUUAGUAAAUUUUUUGUGUAAGCAGCCAUUUCUUCAAGAAAUAGUGUCAGAUAUACAGUGUAUACUACAGCUAAUGUGGGUCCAAGAAACAACGGCCGUACUGCAUAUGCAUAGCAGACCACAUGGCAGAGUGACCAGUAUGGGUGCUUUCCUAGUGUGCUCAGUGGACUGUGGGCCCUGUGGACUGUUGGCCCCACUGGCUCAAAGUACGACAUUGUCAGUACAUAGGCCUCUUUGGAGAUAAUGCUGGCAUGUGAUUUUCAGACUUGUAUCAAGUCUACACUGUAAAUGGUGUGAACGCUCACCUAGACACUGACCUGUGUCUUACUGUUAUCCCUGUGUACUGAAUUUGCACAAGGCAGCAAAUAUGUCCAGAUUUUACAAUGCAUCUUUGCAUUAAACGGAAAGAAUUCUUGUUUCAAUUUUAGUCUGCGAUGAUAGAUGGUAAAAUCAGGUGUUCGGAUUUUUUCCUUCCAAGAAAGAACAAGACUUCUGUAUCAACAGCUAUUAAGUAAUUCGGGUUACUGUUUUCAAGUGUUAUUUGAAGCUGGGUUAUACAAGAAAUAAGCAUGCUCUAUCUCGGUUGAGUACUGAAGCCUUUGAGGUAUACAACACAAGCUUUACCUGAACAAACUUGAGUCAUGUUUUUGACGGUUUGAAGUUUAUUACAGUUCCAAUAACGUUUUAAUUGAAAAGAUGUCCUCCAUCCAUUUGGGGAUUUCGUUUGGACAUUUAGAAAUAAAAAAUGCAUUUUACAUCAAAAUUUUGAUCUCAACUGAAAACGGCUGAAAGCGCCCUGUUUCUUGAGCGUGCACUCAGUCACUACCAUCUGUUUUCCGCUGAAGUAGAAAAUUGUCGGCCCUGUCGUUCUGGUGAAGGUAAAAUUUCUUUCAAUUUUUACUUUUGUAGGUUUACAAUUUUAACAUCCGUAAACAUAACCCUGCUAUAAAAAAUAAAAUAAUGGUAUUCUGUUGCAUUUUUUUUUUUUUAUUUAGUAGGGUUUUCAGUAAGCUGUGAUGGGCUUCGUUGCAUAUAGAAGGGCCGUCAGUUGAAUACCCUGACGGAGUUAGGGUUGUACAGAACACCUAAAGACAAUCAGAUCAGUCUCCAACUUUGCUGUCGUUUUCAAGAUUGUGAAGAUACACCAGGGGGAGGCACCACUACGAAGUUUUAUAUUUGCAAUGGGAAUUCGGUUGCUUUCAAACACAUCAUGUACAGGGAAUGCUAGGCAUCCAGUAUAUUUUCCACUAUUUUGAUUUACAUUUUGUUGCUUUGUAGCAUUAUACGCAUGGGCAUCUUGUCCCAGUCUUGUAUACAAAGAAUAAAAGUGUUUCAAUUCAGAAAUCUAAA
Messenger RNA from Acanthaster planci (crown-of-thorns starfish), 3481 nucleotides. It is a transcript of the gene wbp11, whose product is annotated as WW domain binding protein 11. Gene Ontology annotation, cellular component: spliceosomal complex. Gene Ontology annotation, biological process: RNA processing. The record is from RefSeq and is a predicted model, not a curated record. NCBI's taxonomy places the organism in Eukaryota, Metazoa, Echinodermata, Asteroidea, Valvatida, Acanthasteridae.